AUGUCUGAUCAAGAUAAUACUCCAAUACUAAAAGCAUCUGAUUUAUCAGAAGAAAUUCAAAUUAAAAUAUUUGAAUUAGCAGAUCAAGCAUGUCAAACUUAUAAAAUUGAAAAAGAUAUAGCAACAUUUUUGAAAAAAGAAUUAGAUCAAAUAUAUGGUCCAACAUGGCAUGUAAUAGUUGGUAAAAGUUUUGGUAGUUAUGUUACUCAUGAACAAGGUUAUUUUAUUUAUUUUUAUAUUGGAGAAUUAGCAUUUUUAAUAUUUAAAAGUGGAUAA
Messenger RNA from Lodderomyces jiufengensis, 276 nucleotides. RefSeq names its product dynein light chain. Gene Ontology annotation, biological process: microtubule-based process; cilium assembly. Gene Ontology annotation, cellular component: cytoplasmic dynein complex. The coding region runs from base 1 to 276 and encodes 91 amino acids. Gene Ontology annotation, molecular function: dynein light intermediate chain binding; dynein intermediate chain binding. The transcript is spliced from 2 exons. Lineage: Eukaryota; Fungi; Ascomycota; Pichiomycetes; Serinales; Debaryomycetaceae. The record is from RefSeq and is a predicted model, not a curated record.